AUGUCUCAUCUGCCUGUGUCUUUAUGAAAUGUCUCUUGACAGCGGCUCAAUUUCAAUUCAAUCUGUUUUGGAAACAUGAAAGAUUGUAAAGAAAAAAAAAGCUAAUGUUUGGAGGUGUUGAAAUGGGAAGGCUUCUAUUAACUAUGCUAUCACCAAAAAGUACAUUUCUGCUAAAUUCAGUGGAAAACCUCACCGCAAGAUUUCUCUGCAAUGAUGCACAUGUGAGUCACUCAAGUGGUGACGCAUGAAGGUAUAAAUGGACACAAUGAUGGGAAACUGAUUUAGAUCUAAAGGUGGUCUUACACAAGAUUUAGUAAUUUGUCCAAAUUGUAGGUCGCUCUACUCUUGGUGUCCUCAACAAGUUCAACAAGUAAAAUCCCAACGCAGAUUGAACAAACAUGACCCCGAGCUAUGCGCUGUCAAUUUUUUCAGGAGGACCUGCCUGCUGUGUCAUGACUGCCAGUGUGUAGAAAAUGUGUUUAAGUGGCUGCAGACCCAUUUUGGUUCACGGUGUGGAGGUGGAACAUGUGUUGGCUCUGCCUUGAGGCCAUGUUUGGCACAAUUAGGUGCUCCCUCACCUCUACAGACUGAGGUCACUGGGCCACUGAGGUCAGGGGUUAUUUAGGGUCCUGUCUGCGCUACCUUUCCUGAGCCAACAUGAAGGAGCAGGACAGCUGAUGUCAGCUGUGAUGUUAGAGGUGUUUGUUCAUUAAACACUUUUCUAAAACAAGCACAGGUCUGGUGUUAGAUCAUGAAUGUCUUAAGAUGUGUUCAGUGUAGUUUACAGAGACAGUUCUUUGUCAGAAAAAGACUCAUCUUGUGAAAUUCUUUCCAGAAUGCGUGCUUGCACAACCUCACAUUUUCUCUCAGAUCUACUGAAAGCCGCUGCGGCCAAAAGAGAUUUACGAAAAAUCCUUUUUUUGGUUUGCAGGACUUCACGGUCUGUCAUGGCAAAAUUUAUAAUUUGUGCCAUUUAUAAACAUAAAUUCCACAUCAUAAUGUGCAUUAACCUAUAAAUCCCUCCUUCAUUCUUCUAAUCCGCAGUAUUUUCAUUGACUCGGUCCAUGUUGUGACCCGUGGUUUAACAGAUUUGUUUUUAUAUCUCGUUAUCAGCAUGAUAAAGAUCAUGGAAGACAAAUGUUAUUGUGAAUUCACACUUGUUCACAUGAUAAAGGGAAAAAAGACAAAUUUUUAGCAGUAUAUCAACGCAUAUGAUUUAUGACUGUUAUGCACAUUCACUGUAAAAAUAAAAAAGCUUUCAAGAAUGUAUGUUCAUAAAAAUACCCUACAAAAUGCUUAACAUUAAAGCUUAUACUGAUGACUGUCAGAAAUAAAAGGUUUAGAUUGAUUUCUGCCCCAAUAAUGAAUUUGAUGAACGGGAAGGCAGACACAAGGGUGCAUGCGGACUGACACUCCAGCCUAAAUCUGGAACCCAUAAAGCCUCAGACAUCUCUGCAACAUUAGACAGAGCACUUCUUAUUGGCCGAGAGGACCACUUACCCCCUUCCUUCAUCACCCGCCCAGCUAACGCACACUUGCUGCUUUCCUGCCUGGCUCAGGCUGGACCACGCCUUCUGGAAGUUCGCUGAGCCAAUGAGAAGUGCCCGCAGGCCCUGGGUUAGCGUUUGGGUAUAAAAGGGGCGGAGGUGGACCUGCCUGUCAGAUGGUUUGUUGUUGUUCUGUCUGCCAGGUUGAGAAGGGAAUGUGAAAGCGAGAAGUUUAACAAGGUAACCAGGAAACAGGACAGCCACAGCGACGUUCAAGCCAAUGGAGAUUCAGCAGCCGUAACUUUCGUUGACGGAGGACAAGACUCUUCUUACACAAGCUUGUCAAGUUCAGGUUUGUAACUGCUGUCAGAAAGGCUGAAAAGAGAAAAAAAAGCCUUACAGCAUCCUGUCUUUGCAGUGGAGUUUGGAAGGUUGUCAGUGGACGGUACAAUGAGAGAAGAGGUGUCCUGCACCAACUCCCCUGAAGGAGGGAUGGGGGCCAGCGAAGAGGAACUGGAGAGAGGAUCGAAGAAGAGCCUCCAAGCAGGAAAUCGAAAACGCUCCCCUUACCCCAAGAAAGACAGCCUCGGUCAGACCGAGGAGAGCAGCACCGGCAGUCCCAAUAGCCUGCUGCCGUCUGGGCCAAAGAGGUUGAAGAAGAGCCCUUCAACAGUGGUGACUCUUGCUCCCACGUCGCUGGGCCCCAGGCCGGACCAGCCCUUCGAGGACCUCCACUCUCAGCGCGUCAUCGCCAACGUGCGGGAGCGUCAACGCACUCAGUCCCUGAACGACGCCUUCGCCUCUCUACGCAAGAUCAUCCCCACGCUUCCUUCAGACAAGCUGAGCAAGAUCCAGAUCCUUAAACUGGCCUCGCGCUACAUCGACUUCCUCUACCAGGUGCUGCAGAGCGACGAGAUGGACGCUAAGCUGGCCAGCUGCAACUACCUGGCCCACGAAAGACUGAGCUACGCCUUCUCAGUCUGGAGGAUGGAGGGGGCCUGGGCCAUGUCCACCAGCCACUAGGACCCCAUCACACGUCUCUCCUAAACCCUCUCGUGUCCACAUCUCCACCCCACCGCCUCUGUCUGUGUUUGCACCCCAUUCAUGACCUCUGAAUUCUUCCCUUUUGGUCUGAUCUUAAUCUUGUUUUAUCUCAAACCUUUGCAUACGUUGCUCAUCCUGCUUGAUCUAUGUGCUCCAUGAUAGUUCACUCCACCUCUACACCAGCUUUAACAACAAUGGUUGGAUCUAAAACCUUUCACAGUUCACCCUGUUCCCCUCCAUUGUUUCCACUCCCACUGCUCUCCCUUGUCUGUCCCACAGUUUAGUCCAGUGCAACAAGACGCUCCACUGCAGCCCCUCAGAAAACCGACAAAUGGAAAAUUCUCUACACUCAAAGAAGAAACGUAUUCCUGCCUCACCAGUCAUCCCAACUUUUUUUUUUUUUUAACACUUUUCCUCUUUCUCUGGACACGUGCUCCAUUCGUGACACUGAGAUGUGUUCCUCCAGCUUGACUCUUUUAACAGUUUUCGCUGUGUGUUUCUGAAACACUGAACUCUGCUGAAGAGACGUGACAGUCAAGCAAUGAACAUUUUUGAAUGAACAAAACAAGAAAAAACUUAACAGCUGGCCUGCGGUGACAAUGAAACAAAAUGGCUGCUGGUUUCGAAUGCCUUGGGUAACACCUUGAUAACCAUCAUCCAGCCGACUCUUCACAGCGUCUCGCAUCGGAUGACUCACUGCCAGACAGACAUUAAGAUGACUAAUGAUAAUGGCACAGAGAUGGUUAGAGGGCGGUCACAGCCAAUGAAUGUUUACAGCUAAAAUGCUAAUAAGCUAAUCACUCUGGCUCUGAAAGCCCUGACUUGUGGGAAAAGGAAGAGCACGAGGAAUCUGACGCAGAUCUUCUCCUUUGUUGUGCUGUAGUAACUGGAUCGCUUUCUGUGUAUUUUGGGGUUGUGUAUCUGUUUGUGAAUUGGGUGUACGCACACUUCAACUCUGCUUAUGCAUUACACUUGGCUUUAAUGAAAAAAUGUCCAUGGGAAACCACUGAUCACUCAGCCACUAUUCCACUUGUGUUUAUUUUUUACUUCACUUGUGCUGUUAUUAGUGAGCGAUGUGUAAAGUUUUAUUUUAUAUAAUGCAAGAAAAUCUGAUUCAUGUAUCUCUAUUUCCUGCAGCUUUAAGAAAUAUCUUUGCAGACCUGCUGUGACCAUUUCCAUUGACUAAUGCAAAAAAAAAAAAAAAAAAAGUAAAACAGCAGAAAGUACUUUGUAAAAUGUGCCAAAGUGAUGAUGGAGUGAUUACAGCCACAUUAUAGAGGAUUCAUUUGUAACCAUAAUUACUGAAAUUGCUGUUUGAUCGUGUUUCUUUUUGUCUUGAUUUGCAUCUGCUCUGGAUCAUCUUUAUUGUGUCAGCUCCUGUGGACAAUAAAAUGUUUCUCGAUGAUGUAUGUAAGUGCAAUAUUUUGAUAAUGUGAGGAAUAAUGCAUUACACGUCAGCAUUCACUGCUUCAGAUAUUAGAGGGAGCCGCGGUGAAUUUGCUAAAUAAAAUACAAGAUUAAUGAAGUUCAGAACGAACAACAGGCAUAAACAAAUC
Messenger RNA from Thunnus maccoyii (southern bluefin tuna), 4087 nucleotides. RefSeq names its product twist-related protein 2-like. Lineage: Eukaryota; Metazoa; Chordata; Actinopteri; Scombriformes; Scombridae. The transcript is spliced from 2 exons. Gene Ontology annotation, biological process: regulation of transcription by RNA polymerase II; developmental process. The coding region runs from base 1938 to 2510 and encodes 190 amino acids. The record is from RefSeq and is a predicted model, not a curated record. Gene Ontology annotation, molecular function: DNA-binding transcription factor activity, RNA polymerase II-specific; protein dimerization activity; RNA polymerase II transcription regulatory region sequence-specific DNA binding.